AUGCCCUCCCUCACUGUCGCAGUCUCCCAAUCCCGUACUCUCCUCACCACCCCGCUCACCCUCGCCGCCCUCGAACGAACAGCCCACCUCGCCGCUCGCCGCGGCGUGCACCUCCUCCUCUUCCCCGAAGCCUACCUGGGCGGAUACCCGCGCACUUGUGGCUUCGGCGCAGCCGUGGGGAGCCGCGACCCGCGAGGGCGCGACCAGUUCCUCGCGUACUUCAAGGCCGCGGUCGAUCUGGGGGAUACCCCGGCUGGCGGCGGGGACGACUGGGUAGAGCGGAGGCUGGAGGUUGCGGCGGGUAAGGCGCAGCGCGGCGAUGGGACGAGAGAGGUGUUGGAGAGAAUUGCGAAGCAGACGCAGGUGUUUUUGGUGGUGGGGGUAGUCGAGAGGGCUGGGGGCAGUUUGUAUUGCGCGGUGGUGUAUGUGGAUCCGGUGAGGGGCGUGUUGGGCAAGAGGAGGAAGGUGAUGCCGACCGGCUCAGAGCGUCUCAUCUGGGCCCAAGGCUCUCCAGCGACUCUCCGCGCCGUAACGACAACCCUCAACGGUAUCCCCCUGACCUUGGGCUCGGCUAUCUGCUGGGAGAAUUACAUGCCGCUCCUCCGGCAGAGCUUGUACGCUCAAAACGUCAACAUCUACCUCGCUCCCACCGCCGAUGCCCGAGAUACCUGGCUAGCACUCAUGCGCACCGUUGGCGCCGAGGGGCGGUGCUUCGUACUAUCGGCAAAUCAGUGUGUCCGGGGAAACGAGUUGCCUGCCUGGAUUACGGGCCAGACUAAGGGUGUCGAAAAAGAAGCCGAAGCCCCGUCACCGUUGAAAAGUAAUGUCCCAGUCCCACCACCGCAGAUACCACCGCAGAUACAGACGACUCCUAGCGGGAGGAAAUUGUCUAUUACGGCGGAGGGUCCGCACGAGAUUGUCUGGCCGCAGUGCCAUACCCAAACACCGGAUCAGCCUGCGGCGCAGGCUGACACUGACACCGCCACUUUUGCAUCAGACUUCAACAUCUGCAGCUCUGAAUCCGAGUACAUCUGCCGCGGCGGAAGCUGCAUCAUCUCGCCGCUCGGCGAUGUCCUCGCCGGGCCUCUGUGGGAAGUCUGCACCGACGACGCACCAGACAGCGAGGACGCGGCCGUUCGUAGUGCGCCACUGGGCACAUCGACCGCUGAUGGCGGCGUGCAGGACGUCGCUGCUGGGAAUGGGCUGGCCAUUGCGCAAAUCGAUCUGGAUGACUGUGAGCGCGGGCGGCUGGAUUUGGAUGUGGCGGGGAGUUAUUCUCGAAGUGAUGCGUUUAAGCUCACUGUGGAGGGCCUCGAAUUGAGUCCACCGCCGGUAUGA
Messenger RNA from Penicillium canariense, 1338 nucleotides. Its product is annotated as nitrilase. The coding region runs from base 1 to 1338 and encodes 445 amino acids. The transcript has 2 exons. The record is from RefSeq and is a predicted model, not a curated record. Lineage: Eukaryota; Fungi; Ascomycota; Eurotiomycetes; Eurotiales; Aspergillaceae. Gene Ontology annotation, molecular function: catalytic activity.